AGGUCUCUCGUCCUGUCUGCUGAAGUUGCAGGAGCUGCUCUGAGAAGCUGCGAACAUGGCUGCCACUGGAACUUUCCGUCUGGUUUCAGAAGAAGAGCAGGCAAUGAGGUCAAAGUUGGAGCGUCUGACGGUGAAGGAUCACGGGCCGGUGUUCGGACCGUGCCACAAACUGCCCGGCCACACCGUGCAAAAGGCGAAGGACGAGCUGAAUGAGACGGACGAGAGACGGGCCUCAUCGCUGAAGGGCCUCCGGGCCGUGAUGAAGGAAAGGGCGGCAGAAGGAGACGACUUGGCCAAACUGGUGCAGCAGCGCUUUAAGGACAAACCAGACUCUCUGCUCCUGCGUUUCCUCCGAGCACGCAAAUUUGAAGUUAUCAGGGCUCACGAGCUUAUGAAAGGUUAUGUGCGCUUCAGGAAGGAGUAUCCUGAGCUGUUCGAGAACCUGACCCCCGAGGCCGUCCGCAGCACCAUCGAGGCAGGAUAUCCGGUAGUUCUGCCUACCAGAGACAGGCUUGGUCGUGUGGUCCUGCUCUUCAACAUCAACAACUGGGACCUGGAGGAGAUCACUUUUGAUGAGGUCCUGAGGGCGUACUGUGUGAUUCUGGAGAAGCUGCUUGAAAGCGAAGAGACUCAGAUCAAUGGCUUUGUCCUGAUUGAGAAUUUUAAAGGCUUCACUAUGCAGCACGCUUCGGGAAUAAAGACCGCUGAGCUUAAAAAGAUGGUGGACAUGCUGCAGGACUCUUUUCCUGCUCGUUUCAAAGCAGUUCAUGUCAUUCACCAGCCCUGGUACUUCACCACCACCUACAACGUGGUCAAACCCUUCAUGAAGGCCAAACUUCUGGAGAGAGUCUUUGUUCAUGGGGAUGAGCUGGAAAACUACUUCAAGGAAUUUGACGCAGAUAUCCUGCCUUCAGAUUUUGAUGGUAAAGGUUCAGUAGCUGACUACCAAGCCAUCGCCACGCAGCUUUUUGGCUCUGAAGACACGGCCCUCUGAAAAAACGAUCAUUGUUUGUUUUCAACCAGUGGCUUCAUCACAAGACGCUUCGUGAUCAGAUGAAACGUGGACUAUACAUCGAGAGCUAGGCUUUUUCUUAUUCAGACGUUUUAGAGCAGAGAAGAAGUGGACAGGAAAUUAUAGAAAUAGAGGAUCAUUUACAGAUGAAAAAUGAGAUUUAAAAUUAAAAAAAAUGUGUUAGUUGUCACACAAAACAACUUAGUUGCGAGUUAACAGUUGUUACUUUAUGUACUAAUGAUUCUGUUAUUGCGUGAGUGGAGAAAGGACAAGAAAGUUGCUGAUCAAGGAUCUAAAUAACAUCCUCAAUGCCGUCACUUUGUUUUUCACCUUAAAGGUUUAUAGAAACGGUCGUGAAAUCUA
Nematolebias whitei (Rio pearlfish) is the source of this 1375-nucleotide messenger RNA. RefSeq names its product retinaldehyde-binding protein 1. The coding region runs from base 56 to 994 and encodes 312 amino acids. Gene Ontology annotation, cellular component: membrane. NCBI's taxonomy places the organism in Eukaryota, Metazoa, Chordata, Actinopteri, Cyprinodontiformes, Rivulidae. The record is from RefSeq and is a predicted model, not a curated record. The transcript is spliced from 8 exons. Gene Ontology annotation, molecular function: phosphatidylinositol bisphosphate binding.